This is a messenger RNA of Centrocercus urophasianus (Greater sage-grouse), 1934 nucleotides long. RefSeq names its product BLOC-1 related complex subunit 6 (gene BORCS6). Gene Ontology annotation, cellular component: BORC complex. The record is from RefSeq and is a predicted model, not a curated record. Gene Ontology annotation, biological process: lysosome localization. NCBI's taxonomy places the organism in Eukaryota, Metazoa, Chordata, Aves, Galliformes, Phasianidae.
CGGAUCUUGCCCUUCCUCCGCCUCACUCUCUUCAGCGCGGGCCGCGCGCUGCCCCCCGGACCUGCCAGGCAGCAGCUGGGCUGGUUCUCACAGUUGUUGUCCCCUCGCCUGAGGUGCUGGAGGAGCGUCGAGGGCAGCCGCCGGGGAUCUUCGGUGCCCGCCGAGAUUCGAGUCAGGAAGGGCGGCGGCGCCGUGGUGGUGACCAUGGUGGGAUGUGGGUACCCAGAGCUGUAAAGGGAAGAAGGGGUCGAGCCCCGGCAGGGAUGAGCGGCUCGGGUCGCUAGGGACUGUUUACCCGGGCUUUAUAGGCUCAGAUGGUGGUACGGUCGGAUCGGCUGCUAGGAGAACAUGGCGGGGGAGUGAGAGGAGCAGCCAGCAGCGCCCUGUGUUGUUACACGGGGUGGGCACGCCCCCUUCCGCCCUCCCGCCAAUCGCCGUGCGAGAACGGAGAGAGCGGCGUGCCUCUCCGCAGGGCACCACCAAUCCCAGCGAACCGGUGGCCGCUCUGGCCCCACCCUGACCAAUCGGAAGCGACACAAACACUUGUGGCUCCGCCCGCUUCCGCAGGCCGCCCAAUCCGGGCAGACACAAACAACGGGCACGCCCCAGUCUCCGAGUCACGGGCUCGAAAUGCGAAGCGAGCGGGGACGAGAGCUUCCCCCGUUGAGCACCACCGGCCAAUCUCGCGCAGCGCAAGCGGCAUCGGCCGCGCCCCCUCGCGCCGCUCAGCCAAUCGGAGGAGACGUAAACAGGCGGCGAAGCGCCCCCCUGGAGGUGGAGGCGCGUACCCGGCCGGGCCUGCUAUGGAGGAGCCGGCGUCGCGGCCUGCUGCCGCUGCCGCUCCUCCAGCCGAGGAGGGAGCGAGCCGGGACGACCGCAGCUUGGAGGCCUUGAGCCUGGCCGCCGGCGGUGGAGCGGCGGCAGGACGUUCGCCGCCGGAGGGGCGGCAGCUGCCGGAGGGGCGGCGGGCUACUCUGGCGAGCGCCUUGGAGCUGGAGGGAACGGUGCUGCGCGAGGGGCAGCUCACGCAGUUCGUGGCCAACAACCUGGAGCGGCGGAUCCGGCUGAGCGGCGUGCCGCGGGGCGAGCCGGCGGCGGCGGCCGGCGGCAGCUCCAUCCCCGCCAUCGAUCCCGGGGCGCUGCAGGACGUGGUGGCGCUUGCCGGGCAGGUGGCGGCGCAGGUGGACGAGCUGCUGCGCAACGUGCACUGCGGGCUGCAGGCGCUGACGGCGCUCAGCGUCGGCUGCAUCCAGACCUACCGCGACGGUGUGGAGAGCCUGGGCGAGGCGGCCGACCUCAGCAUCCGCGCCAUGUACGCCCUGGUGGCGCGUUGCGAGGAGCUGGACCGCGCCAUGCAGCCCGUGCCCGCCCUGGCCAAGCGCAUCCGCGACAUGAAGGGCACGCUGGAGCGCCUCGAGGGGCUGUGCAAGUAGCUCUCGGCGCCAAAUGGCGGCCCGCGCGUCCCUCGGCGCCGCGGAGCUGUACGCGGGCCGGGCCGGGCUGGGCGGCCCAAGCUGCGGUCGGAGGGAGAGCGCUGAGCUGAAGCGCGGCACAUCGCUCGCGGCGCUUCCCGGCUUAACUCCAUUAAAGAAUUUGGACUCCUCACGCCUUACGCUUUCUAUUUAUUGAGGGCUAGGAAAACUGACCGAGCUCCAUUAAAAGCGACCGUUGGUGAUUCUGCCUGACCAACUUAGAAGUCGUUGUGAAUAGCUUUUUGAUGCUUACAGGCAUACGUGCUGCUUUGCAGCUGACUUGGUGCCUGAUAGGUGGAACUGUCUCUUACUGCUAGCUUUGUGUCGCAGCACACAACUAUAAGUGAUGGAAAUGGGAGAAUUCAAGUAUGUAGCCAAACACCAAAUCCAUGGAGCAGAACUGAGAUUCAGCUAAGAAAAGCCAAAUUGCAAAGUUCUAAAUAAAGGCCUUCAGGUAAUACA